Messenger RNA from Microdochium trichocladiopsis, 2697 nucleotides. Its product is annotated as fungal-specific transcription factor domain-containing protein. Bases 371 to 2260 code for a protein of 629 amino acids. Gene Ontology annotation, molecular function: DNA-binding transcription factor activity, RNA polymerase II-specific; zinc ion binding; sequence-specific DNA binding. The transcript is spliced from 5 exons. NCBI's taxonomy places the organism in Eukaryota, Fungi, Ascomycota, Sordariomycetes, Xylariales, Microdochiaceae. Gene Ontology annotation, biological process: positive regulation of transcription by RNA polymerase II; DNA-templated transcription. The record is from RefSeq and is a predicted model, not a curated record.
CUCUGCUCGAGCCGGAUCAGGCCCCCUCGGCCGGCCGAAACGAUCGAUGCCUCCGCCGCCGCAGAGCCCGCCUUCGGCCCAGGCCCGGACCUCGUGCCAGCGCUGCCACAAGCGCAAGAAGAGAUGCGACCGCAAGCUGCCCCAGUGCGACAACUGCUGCGGCGCCCUCGUCGCCUGCAGCUUUCUCGACGAUGAUCGCCAGCUCGCAUCGUACCCCAUUGCGUAUGUCUUCUCGAGGGGACCCCCUGACAGUCGGCUGGUAGCUCGUCUGGGUAGUCAUCAGCAGGCCAAUGUCUAACGUCCUCCUAGAUUCGUGCAGGGCCUCGAGGCCCGCAUCAAGGACCUCGAGCAGCAGCUCGCGGCCGCCAGGAUGAUGAUGAUGGGCAACUCGCAGCAGACAGGCCAGGAGCAGGGUGACAUGCCAUCGCAGGGUUUAUCAAAUCAGGGACCAGCGGCCACAGAUCCAUUUGCCACAUUCGAUCCGAUCCUGCUCGACAUCGCUGAUCAGCAGCAGCAGCCGAGACCACAGACUUCUCUGGCCGAAGAACUCAAGGCUCUGUCUCUGCAAGCAACGGCAGAGCGGCACCUCGGCUCGUCGUCGGGCAUCUCCUUUGCACGCCUUACCCAGACGGUGCUGCGCCGCCUUACGCCAGACAAGGCCGACUUUGUCUUUGAGAAUGUUCUCGAGGACAUGUCGCCAUCGACUCUGCUGGCUGCGGCGUUUCCCAUGGCGGGGCCUGGCAGUCCGUCGACCACAUUCCCGCAGCCACUAUUUGGAAAUAUAUCCCUAGCCGACAUUACCGAUACUGGUAUAUCUCUCGCUUCGCUGCCGCUACCUGAUGAGGCGCAUAUACGGCACCUGGUCGACUUUUACUUUGCGCAUACGCACACUUUGUACCCGUUCUUGGCGCGCGGGGAGUUCGGCAAUGUCUUGGCCCGGGCACUCGCUAGCCCCAACGACCCUGUCGCGCAGUCGCCGUUGUCGUUAUUCAAGAUAUGGAUGGUGCUGGCCAUCGGCUCGACCACGUAUAGCGCGGUGACGCUGGCUGAGGAGUCCGAGUCGGUACUCUUUUACAGCAAGGCUCUCGAGUAUCUCGAGGCUGCGCUUGGCUACGGCGACUUGGCUGCGCUCGAAGUCAUCAUGCUGCAGGUCUGCUAUUCUUUCUUCAACCAGCUCGGUCCAAACACAUGGUUUCUGGUCGGACUAGCCGCCCGCCUGGCCAUGGGCAUUGGGCUGCACUCCGCAUCGACGUACGAGGACCUUCCCUUUAUUGCUGUUCAACAGCGGAAAAGACUUUUCUUCUCCAUCUACAUGAUGGACCGCCUCGUAUCCACGGCUCUUGGCCGCCCCUUUGCCAUCCACGAUGACGAUAUUGAGGUCGAGCCCUUUGCCGAUGUCGAUGACGACGAAGAAGAUGCGUCAAGCGUCAACCGGCCCCGCGACCCCCUAAAGCCAUCCAUAAUGGCUAUUCCGUUACACAUCCUGCGCCUCCGCCAGAUCGCCAGCAAGACAGCGCGCCUCGUCUACUCGAACCGCAUCUCCCACCCCCAAUCCUCCGACAUGUCCUCCCCACGACUGCCGCAGCAUCCCCAUCACUCUCAUCAUCACCAAAACCUCCACCAGCAACAACUCCACCAACACCAACACCAAACCCACCACGACCGCGAAGCCAUACUCCAGUCCCUGCACAAGGAACUCCUCGACUGGCGCCGGGCCAUGCCCUUCCCCUUACCCGACACCCACGCCCAGGUCCCGCACCUGAGCAGCACCUGGUUCGACCUAAACUACUACACCCACCUGGCCAUCCUGUACCGGCCCUCCCCCUUACUCCCCGUACCCAGCGCCGAGCGGGUCGCCACGCUCGCAGAGGCGGCGAGCAUGGCGAUCCGCCAGGCCGCGAGCAUGCACCGCCAGCGCCGGUUCGCGUACAACUGGCUGAACCUGCUGAGCGUGUACACCAGCGUGCUGAGCCUCGUGUACGCGACGACCGCACGCCCGGAGAGCCUGCCCGUCGUCCUGGCCAAGAGCAGCGCCAUCGAGGACCUCGGGCUCGCGGUCGAGCUGCUGGGCACGCUGGCCGCCAAGUUCCCCGCCGCGGGCAAGAUCAAGAGGAUGGUCGAGGAGAUUGUGGCGCGGUAUGAGAGCUUGAGAAGUAGUGGAGGUGGUGGCGUGGGCGGCGGCGAGAAUGUCGGUGGUGGUGGUGCGAAUGGGGCGCAAGCACAGCAACCUGCGCCAUCGUCGUCAGGGCAAGUCGCAUAGACGAAGCGUUGCACAUACUGAUCUGUCAUUGUGAAGGUAGAAGGGCACAUGGUGGAAUGCUCAACCCAAGUCCAAGCGGGGUCUCUCCCGGUAGAUGGCUUGCUAACUGUAAGUGCCGUCGAAGCACUAUGCCGAAGGAAUGGGUUCGGAAUGAGCAAUGCACGAGAAUUAAGCAGUCUCGAUAGUAUUUGCCAGGCAUUAUCAGUACCUUUAAUAAACCAAUAGACAUGGGAAGGUGGUUUUGGCUUUUUGUGUACUUAUGCGCAAAAUAUCACGGUUUUGACCCGCAGAAAAACCGAGGCCGGUAGAUGUGCACAACCUGAGCAAAUCAUAUCCACUCAUGCGGUCUCCGGGAUGCACUCGACUUUCUCAAGGGGACCAUGCGUUCGGGCGACGUGCACGACACAUCGAUUUCGGGACGUGCUGCAAAUUUUCGC